AUGGAUGAGAGUGCUGGAACAAGCUCUGCCAGCAGUGCUUCAACUAACAACAAUAACUUAGUUGUGGCAGUAAAUGAACAUGGACAGCUAGUUUGUGCCAAUUAUUUUAACCAAGUACCUGUUCUUUCACGCUCUCGUCCUUGCUGGGCAAGACUAAAAUAUCAGCCAACAAUUGAAAGUCUUCACGAUGAAAUUAUAGACUUAUAUAAUUGGCUAAAACCUACAGCAGAAGAGAUUUGGUCCCGUCGUCUGCUUUUUAAUAGAACAAGUGAUAUAAUUAAAGGGAUUUGGCCCGACUCUAAUGUACAAAUGUUUGGGAGUGUUGCAACAAAUUCCUUUCUCCCUUCAUCAGAUAUUGAUAUAUGUGUUAGGACUAUAAACUCAAUUCAAAUACCAGAAGACCUUCAUAAAGUAGCUGAUGUUUUAAAGGGAUUCCACUUCGAGAAUAUUCAUGUUUUGGAUAAAACUGCCUUUCCUCUUGUCAAAUGUACUGAUCAGUUGACACAACUAAAUAUUGAUAUUAAUUUUAACAUUAAUGGGCGUAUUGAUCGAACUGUUGGCUGGAUUCGAGACAAGCUAGAUUUUAUGCCUCAUUUGGAACCCUUAUUGCUUGUUUUGAAGCUUUUCCUUGCACAGCGUGGUCUUAAUAAUCCAUAUACGGGUGGAUUGCCGUCAUAUGCUCUUGUUGUUAUGUUGGUUCAUUAUUUGGAGUACAUUCGUUUAAAAAACAAAUCAGAUGUUUCUCAUAAAGAUUCCUAUAACUACAUGACUCUAAUUGGAAGGAAACCGUUAGGCCUUUUACUUCACUAUUUCUUCUUCUACUUUUAUUGUUUUGAUUAUUCUGAAAUGGGCAUAAAAGUUCGAAAUCGUGUAUCGGCUUCGUUGGUUUUGCAUAAGAAGGAAUUGAUUGAAGAACUUGGUGAAGAAAUUUUUUACUCGAGUCCAGUCUUCAUUUGCGAUCCUUGUGAAAGAGCCUUUUAUGACGCCUUUAGAACAAUUGGUACAACAUUAAACCAUUGUAAUCAACUCUCUCAUUAUAUAAAAAAUUUAUAUUGUGGUCCAUUAUUGAAGUUACUUAUCAGUGAUGAACUUCUAAGUGGGCGAAAACGCAAUAUUUACAGGUUGCGAGAAUUGCUUUUUGGUUCUUGCCACGGUCAUCAAAAUUCUAUUUUGUCAUUAGAUAGCAAUAAAGAAGACAUAGUUGAAACAACUAAACAUGAAGAAAAGAAGGAGAAACAAGAUUGACAAUGCUCAAUUUUGCUGAAAAUAUUUAAAUGUGGGCGACAAAUACUUAAAAAUCAUGUGCUAAAUCCCGUAUAGGAAUAAUCCCAUAACACUAUCUUUUUUGUUUUAUUCUGUAUCUCAAGAUCAUAUAUCCUCCUUUAACUUUUCCAAUUUUUGUUUUCAGGUGUCAUUGCCACAUAUUUAUAGUUUAGUUAGUUUUAGGUUAUCAGAAUAUUUUUCUGUUACCAUUUAUAUCUCC
Molecule: messenger RNA, 1483 nt
Organism: Meloidogyne enterolobii
Lineage: Eukaryota; Metazoa; Nematoda; Chromadorea; Rhabditida; Meloidogynidae
Source: the annotation of a GenBank genome assembly